Messenger RNA from Xiphophorus couchianus (Monterrey platyfish), 3430 nucleotides. RefSeq names its product synaptic vesicle glycoprotein 2Ba (gene sv2ba). The coding region runs from base 378 to 2471 and encodes 697 amino acids. The transcript has 13 exons. Gene Ontology annotation, cellular component: synaptic vesicle membrane; neuron projection. NCBI's taxonomy places the organism in Eukaryota, Metazoa, Chordata, Actinopteri, Cyprinodontiformes, Poeciliidae. Gene Ontology annotation, molecular function: transmembrane transporter activity. Gene Ontology annotation, biological process: chemical synaptic transmission; transmembrane transport. The record is from RefSeq and is a predicted model, not a curated record.
UGGCCUCGGGAUAAACCGUCAUGUACGCUCGGGACAAUUGAAAAUGCUAGUUGGAUUUAAACAGUUUAUUUAUUUUUUUAAAUACUAACUUGUUUCCUCCUCAGAAGUUAAAGGAAAAUACAAACUAUGGUUCAGCAUGCAGCUCUGUGCUCCAGAAAGCAGGUAGCAGUCGAUCAACACACUUUGUGACUGCUUAGAAGUGAGACUCUACAACUACAGAAGAUCUGCUGUUUCUUCAAACUGUUAAAACCAAAAAAAAUAGAAACAAACAAACUCACGGCUCCUCGGGAAGAUUAUGCCAUUGUAGCUGGCGAACUUGAGCUUCUUCAGCAUACAAAACCUUUCGAGACCGAGUCCCGUUUGCACAGGCAGGAACCAUGGAUGACCCCUACCACAACAAUGUGAACCAGCAGAUGACUGAGGGCGGAGAGUACACCUACACUCAAGGUGGAGGAGGUCAGGACGGCUACCCUUACCAGACGGACUAUCCCCAACAGGAUGAGGACGCCGCCAGCGACGCCACCGAGGGGGCCGAUGAGGACGAUCAGAUGUACGAGGGGGAGUACCAGGGCAUCCCCCACCCCGACGAGAUCAAGGAGGCGCGGCGGGCCGCCCGGUUGGAGGCCAAGAGGAAAGCCCGUCUGACCGCGCAGCAGCAGCAGCAGCAGCAGGAGGAGGAGGAGAGCCUGCCGGAGCAGUACGAGACCAUCAUGGAGGACUGUGGCCACGGCCGCUUCCAGUGGACGCUCUUCUUCGUGCUGGGACUGGCGCUGAUGGCGGACGGCGUGGACGGCUUCGUGGUGGGCUUCGUCUUGCCCAGUGCUGAAAAGGACAUGUGCAUAUCCAACGCAGACAAAGGACUCUUGGGCCUGCUUGUGUAUGUGUCCAUGAUGGUGGGUGCCUUGGUGUGGGGCGGUCUGUGUGACAAGAUGGGGAGGAGGAAGUGUCUCAUCUACGUUCUGACCAUCGACCUGGUCUUCUCCUUCCUGUCCUGCUUCGCUCAAGGAUACGGCUUCUUCCUCUUCCUGAGGUUCUGCUCCGGCUUUGGAAUUGGGGGAUCCAUCCCGAUCGUGUACACCUACUUCACCGAGUUCCUGCAGAUGGACAAGCGUGGAGAACAUUUGAGUUGGCUCUGCAUGUUCUGGAUGCUGGGAGGCCUGUACGCCUCCUUCACCGCCUGGGGAAUCAUCCCUCACUAUGGCUGGGGCUUCGCCAUUGGAACCCAGUUUCAGAUACACAGCUGGAGACUGUUUAUGUUUGUGUGUCUCUUCCCGGCACUGGCUGCACUCAUCGGAGUCGUGUUCAUGCCCGAGAGUCCACGUUUCCUGCUGGAGAAUGCUAGGCACGAUGAGGCAUGGAUGAUCUUGCGACAGGUUCAUGACACCAACUGGAAGGCCAAGGGGGAGCCGGAGCGAGUCUUCACCGUGACGAAUAUUAAAACUCCGCAAACCCAGGAGGACGAAUUCAUAGAGAUUCAGAGUGACACUGGAACCGCCUUUCAGCGCUGGACGGUUCGAAAAAUGACCAUGCUGCAGCAGGUGAUGGCCAAUGUGAUGUCUUUAUCUGCUCCAGAGCUCAGGCUGCAGGGCCUUUUCCUGGUCAUCGUGUGGUUCUGCAUGGCUUUCAGCUACCACGGACUGGGAGUGUGGUUCCCUGACAUGAUAAAGUACAUGCAGUACGAGGAGUACGAGUCUAAGGUCAAAGUGUUUCAUCGGGAACGUGUGGAGCGAUUCCACUUUAAUUUUUCCCUCGUCAAUCAAGUCCACCGUGAGGGAGAGUACAUCCAUGACAAAUUUGCAAACAUUGAGAUUAAAUCCGUCAAGUUUGAGGAUUCGCUCUUCGAGAACUGCUACUUUGAGGACAUCAAGUCAACCAACACAUUCUUCGAGAACUGCACGAUCAAAAACACGGUCUUUUACAACACAGACCUGUGGCAGGAAAAGUUCAAAAACUGUCAAAUGGAAAACACCACCUUCCUCCAUCCAAAGAAAGGCUGUCAUCUAAACUUCCUGGAGGAGAACGACAUAGUAAUCUACCUGGUCAGCUUCCUGGGAAGCUUGGCUGUGCUGCCUGGCAACAUCAUCUCGGCACUUUUCAUGGACAAGAUAGGAAGGAUCCGAAUAAUAGGCGGUUCUAUGCUGGCGUCGUCAGCCUGUACUUUCCUGCUGCUCUUGAGCUUCAGUCAAGGAGCAGUAAUCUGUUGGCAGUGUCUCUUUUAUGCUGUCAGUGUGGCAGCCUGGAAUGGGCUGGAAGUCAUUUCUGUGGAGCUCUACCCCUCUUCUAAAAGAGGGACAGCGUUCGGCAUCCUGAACGGGAUCUGUAAGUUCGCAGCCAUCGUUGCCAGCUUCAUCUUUGCAGCCUUCGUCGGCAUCACAAAAAUCAUCCCCAUCUUCCUGGCCUUCGCCGCCCUCGUCUGUGGAGGCCUGGUGGCCCUGAGGCUGCCUGAAACGAGGGAGAAAAUCCUCUCUUGAAAAGCCAAACUUUCUGCUGCUUCGGAUCCCCAGACACAAACGGCAAACUGUGCGAUUUGUAUUUAUGUGGUUACUUGUUUUUGAAAUAGUUACAAAACCUGUAUGGUGGCCUACAUCAACCUGCGGUUGCUCUCCGCUACAGGAAAGCUCCUCAGGCUGCCCAGCGUUUUUCUGUCACGUCAUGCGAGUCCUGUCUUUGUCUCCCCCGCUCUCCGUUCACCCCCGCCCCCGUUCUGUCUGAGGUUGAUGUAAAAGAUUAAAACACUGUGUCUGUGUUUGAAUGGUUGUGUAGAGAUCAUGUUACCAUGUUGUGCUUUGGUUUCAUUCCCUCUUGAUGAAAGAGAGAGGACUUUUAGUGAUAACUUGAAAACGACGAGGCUCGCUGCUAAGUCUCCGCAGCAGUAUUACUCUAAUUUCGAAAAAUAAAAAAAACAACCAAACACCUUGAACAUUCACCCAAUGUUUGUUCGGAGCAACCUCAUGGUGUCUGUAGUUUGUGUUGCCCAGUUUGUUCUCUUUAGGUAAAAUCAAUUUAUGAAAUGUAGAUCUCAUUUUCUAAAAACGACUUUAGCUCUCCUCGGGUUUCCCGAAAGAUCCGGAUGCAACUCGACCAGGUUCUGUGUCUCUGAUAUGUCCUGUUUGUUUCCCAUCGUAGCGUUUUAAUCUGUAUUGUAACAUGUAGCAUUAGGGUCUUUAUCUGUCACAUCUUGCCAUGACAAAGUGUAAGGAACUGUCUGUUUUCUUUUUUUUUUUUGUCUUUUUCUAAAGGGAAAGAGAACAAUGCAAAACUGUAAGACUAGAUGUUUUCAUAUGACGCUCUCCUUUCAAUGCUCUGAUGAAGAACUGAUUUGCAGAACUUUGCUACAUUUCUGACAACUUGUGUCAACAUUUAUUUUUUGGAGCAUUGUACGUAUUCAGCAUGACUGAUUUAUGCAUGUGAGUUUAUGUGUGUGUGUGUG